Messenger RNA from Cantharellus anzutake, 886 nucleotides. RefSeq lists its product as uncharacterized. NCBI's taxonomy places the organism in Eukaryota, Fungi, Basidiomycota, Agaricomycetes, Cantharellales, Hydnaceae. The record is from RefSeq and is a predicted model, not a curated record. Bases 372 to 641 code for a protein of 89 amino acids. The transcript is spliced from 2 exons.
CGGUAACCCAGGGUCCUUAACCCGCCUCACAUAUAGAGGGUGUGCACUACUAACCCUAUACUCUUCACUUUUCAGUACCGCUUGCAGCGUCAUAUUAAUUCCCAUUCGCAGUAAUGCCACCUCUGUGGUAAGAGAGGUUCGAAGGCUCGAGUAGAGGACAACUCAGCAUGCGGAGAGAGCAAGGUCGAAUGAAGGCAAUGAGCGCCUCGCAGCGCCCCUUCGAGCGUCAAAUCGAAAUACUAGUACGCCGAUCAACUGAUCGCAUUGAACUGGAUUAAGAACGCGUCUGCUCUGGGACAUCACGUUCAAGGUCGCUGUGAUGGAGUGCGACAAUUCAUUGCUUCUUUGCAGAGUCUGUUGUGGAAAUUCAUAUGGUUGGAACUACUUGGACAACAACGACGCGCCGUCUCCAACAUGCUAUGUUUAAAGAAAACAGAAUGCCUGUUGCAAAGGAGGAUGAGGAGGUGAGCCUCAUGGACGUAUGUGGCAUUAAUUCCCGCUACUAUGCCCGGUCCUCUAUUAUUGCAAAUUCCCUUCCUAUCCAGAGUCCUUUUAUUUUUCUCCCGCCCCACCCGCCAUUUCCGAAUUCCCGCAUUUGUCAUCCAACCCAACCCAUGGUGCUGAGCUCCCCUGCUUCGUAGAUUCCCUUUUAAUUGCCUUUCCCUCCCUCCACGAUCCUUCUCAAUUUUAGGCCUCUCAACCCUACAAUAGUGACCUCUCUGCCAUCUUUCUUCCUGAUCGUGUUCCUUGUUGAGUUAUUAUGUGAUCCUCUCUUUGUACCCAUACAAUCCAACAUCUCUUGUCCAUUAUGGACUCCAUUGCGUCGGUGGGCUGGAGACUUGUAUACGCAGCCGAUGAUCCUUCCGUCAAUUUUUAUAGAAAUGGA